This is a messenger RNA of Drosophila kikkawai, 3930 nucleotides long. It is a transcript of the gene CycG, whose product is annotated as cyclin G. Gene Ontology annotation, cellular component: cyclin-dependent protein kinase holoenzyme complex; cytoplasm; nucleus. Gene Ontology annotation, biological process: regulation of cyclin-dependent protein serine/threonine kinase activity; mitotic cell cycle phase transition. The record is from RefSeq and is a predicted model, not a curated record. Lineage: Eukaryota; Metazoa; Arthropoda; Insecta; Diptera; Drosophilidae. Gene Ontology annotation, molecular function: cyclin-dependent protein serine/threonine kinase regulator activity.
UUUCAUUCCAUUUUCAAUCAUCGAAAAAACAACAAACAAAGAAGUACCGUUUUUAGACGAGCGCGAGCGUUUUUAGUGUCUGCUUAGAAAUAGAAACUUUUACAAUUGAACGCGGAUUAAAUGCUAUCCAAAAUGUACAAGGCCUCGUUAAAGCGCGAUUAAAUGACCGCACCGCAGAAACAGUAAGAUGCGCAGCUGAUGGAGAAAAGCCCCAUCCACUUUUUAACUGGUGUGUGGGAAAAAUCGAUCGAAAAACUGAAGAGAGUUCCAAUUGUGAUACAACAAAUAAAACAACAAACAGCAGUACAAAUUAGUUAACGUAGUUUAGCGAACUAAAACAGCAACAAUUAUACACUAUUCUCAAGUGCAAUAUCAGAAGCCAAAAUUCGCCAAUAACUAAAGUUCAUCUCACAUUCCUGCGCAACACAAAAACAACAAAAUGGCUGUAAUAACGUACUAGGCCAGCCCUCACAAUGUCUGUCCCUGUACGCUACUCUGCUGCCGCCGACGAAUACGCCGCCGAAGUUGAUUGUGAGUUGGAGUUGGAGAGCUCUCAGCAGCAACAGUUGCAGCUGCAACAGCAAUACGCGGAGCAAUACCAGUACCAGCAAUACCAACGCCAACGGGAGCAGGAUAUCGCCUACUAUUGCCACUUGCAGGCGGCGCGGCAGCAGGAGCAGUUGAUGCAGCAGAGGACAUCGAUGUCGUCGUCGGUUAUGCCAGGACUCGACUUGCCGCACCAGGACCACCAGGAGAACGCCACCAACAACAACGGACACGGAUUACUACUCCACCACGCCAUGGACGCCAACAGCAUCAAUGCCAUUCUGGUCGAUGACGAGCAACCCUCAACUUCGGCCCAGGCGGCUGCCGCUGCUGCUGUCUCUCUAACUGGAGCUGGAGUAUCCGGUGUUCCCACUUCUCCAAUUGGUGGUCCUAAUGGUGCCGGCAAGUUGCUGGCCAACGGCAUUAACCACAAUGCAGAGAUGCCAACUGAUUGGAUGAGGAUUGCGGACGAGGGCAGGUAUGGGACACCGGGUGCUGCUGGCUUGGAGUAUCAAAAGUAUGAACAACAACAACUCGAGGAUCUGGAGGAGGGCGAGGUGGCAGGUGCCGUCGGAGGCAACAACAACAAUGAGCCGUCGCCAUCGAAGAAAUUGGAGGAUCAACUGCACGCCCUCACCUCGGACGAGCUGUACGAGACGCUCAAGGAGUACGAUGCCCUGCAGGACAAGUUCCAUACGGUGCUGCUGCUGCCCAAGGAUUCGAGGCGCGAGGUCACCGCCGGCGGACGAGAUGGUUCCGCCUAUGUCCUGCGCUGCCUGAAGAUGUGGUAUGAGCUACCCUCCGACGUCCUGUUCUCGGCCAUGAGCCUGGUGGACCGUUUCUUGGAUCGCAUGGCUGUCAAGCCCAAGCACAUGGCCUGCAUGAGCGUUGCCUCGUUCCAUUUGGCCAUCAAGCAGUUGGACCUGAAGCCCAUACCCGCCGAAGAUCUGGUUACAAUAUCUCAGUGCGGUUGUACCGCUGGCGAUCUGGAACGGAUGGCCGGCGUGAUUGCCAACAAGCUGGGCGUCCAGAUGGGACAUGCACCGAUCACAUCCGUGAGCUACCUGCGCAUCUACUACGCCCUCUUCCGCAAUUUGGCCAAGGAGAUUGGCGGUGACUUCUUCAAGUUCUACCAGCAGCUGAUCAAGCUGGAGGAGCUGGAGAAUCGCCUGGAGAUUUUGCUGUGCGACGUGAAGACCACCGUGAUUACACCCUCGACUUUGGCCCUGGUGCUCAUCUGCCUGCAUUUGGAUUUCCAUAUCAAGGAGUCGUACACGCGCGGUAGUCCGGAGCUUAAGCAUGUCUUUGAGUACAUUCUCUUCCUGCAGCAGUACAUGAGGAUUCCCGAUCGCGUUUUCACCUGCGGUUUCAGCAUUGUUUCGGGCAUUCUGUCUCACUACAACGGGCAGAACAAGGCGCCCUACAAGCAGCGGCUAGUCUGGAAGUUGUCCAGUCGCACGCUGCGCGUCCUGCGCCCGAUCAAUCGAUUCUCCUCCGACCUGCCCACCAUAGAGGAAGGCAUCUCCAAUGCCCUCGACGAUGGCCUGCGUUCGAGGACCGAGAGUAUUAGCUCCGAGGAGGAAGAGGACUGGCCCACUUCACCCAUAAUUCCAAUUUUCGAACAAUGUUAGUAUCCAGCCGCCAGCCAGCAGCAGUAGCAGCAGAAGCAGCAGGGACCAUAGCUGGAACUGGAGCAGCGGACAAGAAGGAACCAACAACCAAAAGGCCGCGCGGCACACAACAAACGCUCCUGUGUUCGCCCGUCAUCCAGCCUCCGGGAGAGUCAACACAUACACAUAUCCUCGGAGAACGAGACACGAGCCUGAAAACAGCAGAAGGAGGCGGAUGAUGGGUGCAGGAGGAGAUUAUCUACAUCUUCAUCUUCUUCGUGUGUGUCGUGCGAGCAGCGAUCCAUCUGUGUGCUCGUUUAGAGUAGGUAGCGAUGUAUGUGUGUGUAUAUUUUGCUAAAGUGCAUCAUAAUUAUUUUGGCAUACGUGUACACGUACGUGUAUUAGCGCUGGUUCUAACAUUUAAGAAACAAUUGAAAUGCGGGUGGGAACCCCCUUUCGCCGCGUUUUGUGAGGAGAGGCGACCACGACCAGUGGCGCCUGAAAUUUUUUCGAUUUAUUUUUGCGGCAGACAAAAAAAUACGUGAAAAAACCAACAAAAGCUACCAAGAAAGCAACAAAAAAAUAUAUAAAAACAAGAAAAUAAUGCUGCGGACCAUCAUACAAAAGAUUGAUGCCGUUCCGGAUCAUAUUAUUCGAGAUCAGUGAGAGAGAGAACAUGAUUUGAGAAUUGCGAACCCACAAAAAACCAAUAAUCACAUCUGGAAUGGGACAGCAAUUUUUUGCGUGAGAGACCGUGAAAAAAAACCACUAAAAAACCAUCAAAAAAGCAAAAAAGAAAUUAGAAACCGAAUUAGUUUUGUAAAAAAUUUAUGUUCUCCGUGUUCGUUCCGCUCUUAUAUCAGUUAUGUAAAAUCCCGGUAAGAAAAAAACGUCUGAAAAAAUCAUAAAAAACUAUAAAAACGAAAAUCUAUAAAAAAAAGUACAAAAACCUAAAAGAUAAGCUGAACCAAUCAAGCCACAAAAACAAGGUCAGAUCAGAUUAAUCUGUAAUUUUAGCCGCGCUCAAGAAAACGAAAAUAAAUCCCAAAAAAGUAAUAACUAUAUAAUUCGCCGCCUAUAUUGACUAAGAACUCUUAACAAUAAUAAUAACAUUAAACAUUAAACAAAAUGAUGAAGAAAACCACAAUAUUGUAGUGUGUGUGUCUAGUAGAUUUUUCUCUGUAUAACAAAAACUUAAAAGCAAAAACAAAACAAAAACACUAAACAAAAAGCGAACUCAAUUUCCGCCCUAAAAAAAGUACAUUUUGUUAUUAAUUAUACAAAAGCAAUCAUUCAUUUGGAAGGCCUUAAAAUUUAGUUCGUUCCAAGAUGAGUGAUUUUUUAUAUUUACCUAUUUUUCAUUUUUUUUGUUAAAUAAUAUUAUACUGUAUUUAUUAAAACAAAGGAUAUUGUAAAAACGAAAUUCAUUUAUAUGUUGUACCAUCUAAAAACCUAAUUUUAAAGCAAAAACCAGCGUUGACACAAAACCCAUCCAAAAUGACAACAAAUUCAACUCCAAUUGAAGCGCGGCAGACUUUGCUCCGAAAUUAUGAUGCAACAUUUAGCAAGAUGUACGAAGUUAAACAUAGAGAGUGUGUGUGAGAGCAGGAGAACUAACGCAGAGCAUAAAAACAAUUGAAAUUUGAAAAGAUUCUAUACAUUUUUCUCGGAAAACUAAACCAAACCAGUUGCUGAUGAUCAGAAUGUCUGUAAAUUUGAAUAAAAAUGCGCUUGCCAGCCACUCCACGGUUUCGGCAUGCAGUUUUUCAAUGAA